AGAAAAAGAAAAAAAAAGAAAGCGGAUGUUUCGCCAUUUUAAACAGACUGUCAAUUCCUUCCAAUUGAAAAUGUUAUUACAUUUUUCAUAGAAACUUUUAUAAACCUUAGACAGGAAUGUGUAGCGUGAUGAAGAGAUGGAGGAGUUUGUGAAUCGGGUGGCUGUGUAGAUUCUGAUGAAGAGUCAGUGGACUGUUUUGACUGUUCAGCUUCAUUAUGGAUGACACACAAACAUCCAGAGAUGAAGAUUUUUCUCCGGGAUUCAGUUCAGUUCAGCAGGAGAGAUCAGAUCCAGAGCCCAGCUGUGUGUCUAUGAGGAGUGACUGGUCUAGGGAUAUUCCAAUAGAUUUUAAGAAAGACGAUACACAGACUGAUCUCAGGUCAAUACUGACACAAAGAUCAGCCGUAACAAAACCCGUCUGUGAGAAGAAUGACCCGUCUAUGAAUCAACUACAGGACUGUAAUGAAAGCAGCCAUGAAGUCCUCAACACAUUUAGAUCAAAUCUGAUGAAGAAGUUUCAGCAUCUCUAUGAAGGAACAGCAAAGCAGGGAAACCCAACACUCCUGAAUGAGAUCUACACAGAGCUCUACAUCACAGAGGGUGACAGUGGAGAGAUCAGUAAUGAGCAUGAGGUGAGACAGAUUGAGACACAAUCCAGGAGAGCAGCAACAGAGGACACACCGAUCAAAUGCAAUGACAUCUUUAGACCUUUACCUGGACAAGACAAACCGAUCAGAACAGUGCUGACAAAGGGAGUCGCUGGCAUUGGAAAAACAGUCUCUGUGCAGAAGUUCAUCCUAGACUGGGCUGAAGGGAAAGUGAAUCAGGACGUCCAGCUCAUAUUUCCACUUCCUUUCAGAGAGCUCAAUUUGAUGAAGAACAAAACACUCAGUCUUUCAGAUCUUCUUCAUGUCUUUUUCCCUGAACCAAAACAAAUGGAAAUAUCCAGUGACAAAUAUAAAGUGUUGUUCAUCUUUGAUGGUUUGGAUGAGUGUCGUCUGUCUCUGGAUUUUCAGAGCGAUGUGAGGUUGUGUGAUGUAAGCGAAUCAGCCUCAGUGGAUGUGCUGCUGAUGAACCUCAUUGCAGGGAAUCUGCUUCCCUCUGCUCUCAUCUGGAUCACCUCCAGACCAGCAGCAGCUGAACUCGUCCCCUCUAAGUGUGUCCAUCGAGUGACAGAAGUACGAGGCUUUAAUGAGCCACAGAAGGAGGAAUACUUCAGGAAGAGAAUCAGUGAUUGGAGUCUGACCAAUAAAAUCAUCUCACACCUGAAGUCUUCAAGAAGUCUCUACAUCAUGUGCCACAUCCCAGUGUUCUGCUGGAUCUCAGCCACUGUUCUAGAGAAGAUGUUGACUGAAGCAGAGAGUGGAGAGAUUCCCAAGACUCUCACUCAAAUGUACACAAGCUUCCUGAUCCUUCAGACCAACAUCAAAGAUGAGAAGGACUAUGAGAAGAACGUGACAGAUGAAGACAUGAUCCUCAAACUGGGGAAAGUGGCUUUUCAGCAGCUUGUGAAAGGCAAUGUGAUCUUCUAUGAGGACGAUCUGAGAGAGUGUGGCAUUGACGUGACAGAAGCGUCAGUGUACUCUGGAUUGUGCUCUCAGAUCUUCAGAGAGGAGUCAGGCUUGUAUCAGGCGAAAGUCUUCUGCUUUGUUCAUCUGAGCAUUCAGGAACAUCUAGCGGCUUUAUAUGUGCACCUCUCCUGUACAAACAACAACAUAAAUGUGUUUGACUCAGUCACCAAACCAGGUUUGUUGUCUAUAUUUAAGGACUUGUUUCACUACAAUUCAUCAAAACAGGUUUCAUUUUCUGAGCUCCAUCAGAGAGCUGUGAAUGAGGCUCUACAGAGUAAAAAUGGACAUCUGGACCUUUUCCUGCGGUUCCUUCUGGGUCUGUCAGUUGAGUCUCAUCAGAUUCUCCUACAGGGACUAAUAACACUGAGAAGAAGCCAAUCUGACAGAAAUGAGAAAACAGCUAAGUACAUCAAGGAGAAGAUCAGGACCAUUGACUCUCCAGAGAAAUCCAUCAAUCUGUUCCACUGUCUGAAUGAACUGGGUGAUCAUUCACUAGUGGAGGAAAUACAACAGUAUCUGAAAUCUGGAACAAUAAGUGAAGCCAGACUCUCUUCAUCUCAGUGGUCAGCUGUAGCUUUUGUGUUGCUGACAUCAGAGAAGAAGCUGGAUGGUUUUGAUAUUAAUACAUUUGUUGGAGAAAAUAAUAAAGCUGAAAAACUGAUGGUUCUUCAGAAUCUGAUGCCUGUGAUUAAAGUUCAUCUGAGUGAUUGUGGAGUCACAGAGAAAGAUUGUGCUGCUCUGACUUCAGUUCUGACAUCAAACCCCUCACAGCUGAGAGAACUGAAUAUGAAUGAGAAAAAACUACGAGAUUCAGGUGUGAAGCUUCUCUCUGUUGUACUGGAAGAUCCUGACUGUAAACUGGAGAAACUCUGGUUGAGGGAUUGUGGAGUCACAGAUGAAGGUUGUGCUGCUCUGGCUUCAGCUCUGAGAUCAAACCCCUCACACCUGAGACAUCUGAAUCUGUCUGUGAAUAAACUAGGAGAUUCAGUUCAUCUGCUCUCUGCUGUACUGGAGGAUCCUCGCUGUAAACUGGAGACACUGUGGUAA
This is a messenger RNA of Megalobrama amblycephala (Wuchang bream), 2618 nucleotides long. Its product is annotated as NLR family CARD domain-containing protein 3-like. Lineage: Eukaryota; Metazoa; Chordata; Actinopteri; Cypriniformes; Xenocyprididae. The record is from RefSeq and is a predicted model, not a curated record. The coding region runs from base 216 to 2618 and encodes 800 amino acids. The transcript has 7 exons. Gene Ontology annotation, molecular function: protein binding.